AUGACAUUUGUGGCAGUGAUGAUCGAGCUGUCCAGCGUUAAAAAAUUACAUGCAGAAGUUUUGAAGGCUAAUUGGUGCUCGAAAGACUCGUCUAUCCAGCGUUCUGGACGUGCUGGACGAGUGAUGCCUGGCAAGGCAUUUCACUUGUUUACGAAGGCAUUCCAUGGCUCGUGUAUGGCUCAGUACACCACCCCAGAAUUGUUACGCAAGCCGCUGGACCGCGUCAUCCUGCAGUUCACCGGACGUCUGAGCGAGUUUAAAGUGCCGAGUUCUCUUCUACGCGGAGCUUUGGAUGCUCCAGACCUCUCGCAUAUCGACAAUGCCUACAGGUUGUUGGCUUCUUUUGAUGCGAUUGACUCGGAAGAUGAGAAGGACUCUCGUUUGACAAGGUUCGGGUCUUUCGUCUGCCACUUACCACUCAGUCUUCAGCUGUGUCGACUGCUAAUGACUGGGUUGUACACUGUACAAGACAACACGGACCAGGUUGAAUCGUGUCCACUACUGCUGCAUACUGUCAUCUUGGUAUCAAUCCUGUCAACACCGGAUCUGUUUAUAAUGCUGUCAUUCUACCACAUCCGGUCAGCGCAAACUUAUCUGAAAGAAAUGAAGAAGAACCUCCAAGCAAAGCUAAAACUCGAUGGAGGAAUGUGGAGUGAGCCCUUGUCUAUUUGGCUCUUCUACAUGGAAACGAUGAGCGACCAACAAAUCAACAUCAAGAGCAAUCUGCGUGGGAUUUCCACAAGUUUGCUAUCUCCUCUCGUCGAUACCAAACGCUGAACUAUUUGAUUUCUGAUCUGUGCAAGCGGUUGAUUUCGCUGUCACAAACGCCCGAGUUCAGUCAGCU
Molecule: messenger RNA, 844 nt
Organism: Phytophthora nicotianae INRA-310
Lineage: Eukaryota; Oomycota; Peronosporomycetes; Peronosporales; Peronosporaceae
Exons: 2
Coding region: 1-777 (258 amino acids)
Cellular component (GO): intracellular anatomical structure
Molecular function (GO): RNA binding
Source: RefSeq, a predicted model, not a curated record